Messenger RNA from Marmota flaviventris (yellow-bellied marmot), 930 nucleotides. RefSeq names its product olfactory receptor 7A40-like. Gene Ontology annotation, cellular component: membrane. The record is from RefSeq and is a predicted model, not a curated record. Gene Ontology annotation, molecular function: G protein-coupled receptor activity; olfactory receptor activity. Lineage: Eukaryota; Metazoa; Chordata; Mammalia; Rodentia; Sciuridae. Gene Ontology annotation, biological process: G protein-coupled receptor signaling pathway.
AUGGGGUCAGUGAAUGAGACACGGAUUUCAGAAUUUCUACUUCUGGGAAUUUCAGAGGAAUCCAGAUGGCAACCCUUCCUCUUUGGGCUUUUCCUGUCCAUGAACCUGGUCACUGUGCUGGGGAACCUGCUCAUCAUCCUGGCCACCAUCUCAGACUCCCACCUGCACACGCCCAUGUACUUCUUCCUCUCCAACCUGUCCUUUGUGGACAUCUGCUUCACCUCCACCACCGUCCCCAAGAUGCUGGUGAACAUCCAGACAGACAGAAAGGCCAUAACAUAUGAAGGAUGCAUCGUACAGAUAUAUUUUUUCAUACUCUUUGGAGUUUUGGAUAAUUUCCUUCUAACUGUGAUGGCUUAUGACCGCUUUGUAGCUAUCUGUCACCCUCUGCACUACACGGUCAUCAUGAACCGCCAACUCUGUGUGUCCCUGGUGCUGGCAUCCUGGAUCACAAGUGCCCUGAAUUCCCUGCUGCAAAGCUUAAUGGUGUUGCGACUGUCCUUCUGCACGGACUUGGAAAUCCCACACUUCUUCUGUGAACUGAAUCAAGUGGUUCUGCUUGCCUGUUCUGACACUUUUCCUAAUGACAUGGUGAUGUAUUUUGCAGCAGGACUGCUGUUCUGUGGCCCCCUUGCUGGUAUCCUGUACUCCUACUCCAAGAUAGUCUCCUCCAUCCGUGCAAUCUCAUCAGCUCAAGGCAAGUACAAAGCCUUCUCCACCUGUGCGUCUCACCUCUCCGUGGUCUCCUUAUUCUAUUGCACAUGCCUAGGAGUCUACUUUAGCUCAUCUACUACACACAACUCACACUCCAGUGCAACAGCCUCGGUGAUGUACAGUGUGGUCACCCCCAUGCUGAACCCCUUCAUCUACAGUCUGAGGAAUAAGGACAUCACGGGAGCUCUGAGGAGACUCUUUGUUGGCAAGCUAUAG